AUGGAGGACAACAAGCUCAACUACACACUGUGGAACUACAACCCAAAUAACAGAGUUGCGUACGGCGACGGGUGGAACAAUGAGGAUUUCUCCGUCAUCAAUGGCGAUGAGGUCAGCGAUAAUGGUCCUGUACGACCUGACUACCGGAAUCAUCUUCACGAGCAUGACGAGCUUUACAAAGGCGGUCGUAUCCUCGACGUGAUCAUCAGGCCAUAUGCUGUAAAAACAGCCGGUAUUCCCAAAAAGUCCAACUGGAACCAUAAAUCACUACGCUUCGAAUAUGAGUGGACCAGCACCGCGACUAAAGAACCUGUCGAUGAGAAGACGCACCUCACUGAGAUUUUCAUCCCGGGGUAUCACUACGACGCACACAAGCUACGUGUCCAGGGAGCGAACGUGGAAUGGACGUACGACAAGCCUCGUCAGACGCUAUACGUGCGCAGCAGUUUGGCUGGGUACCACAGCAUUAUCGUGGCUAUUGAGAAUGAGGCACAGCAUCUUCUUGAAAGGGGACGACGACGAAGGGAGUUGUAUCCUCCUCAAUUCCCAUUCAACUUGGUUUCUGCAGGUGUAGAGGACUUGAUAGAGGAUGUUGACUGGUCUAAGAUGUUUACAUACUUGCCAGUUGUUAUUGUUCUUUUGAUUGCUUUUCUCAUGAGUCCUUUGAUCUCGUGGUUGCCUUAG
This is a messenger RNA of Fusarium verticillioides 7600, 684 nucleotides long. RefSeq lists its product as hypothetical. The record is from RefSeq and is a predicted model, not a curated record. Gene Ontology annotation, molecular function: beta-glucosidase activity. The transcript has a single exon. Lineage: Eukaryota; Fungi; Ascomycota; Sordariomycetes; Hypocreales; Nectriaceae. The coding region runs from base 1 to 684 and encodes 227 amino acids.